Molecule: messenger RNA, 544 nt
Organism: Eurytemora carolleeae
Lineage: Eukaryota; Metazoa; Arthropoda; Copepoda; Calanoida; Temoridae
Source: RefSeq, a predicted model, not a curated record
UCAACCUAGUCCAUACUAUACACAGUACACACACCAGAUUUUCCCGCGCAAAUUGAGAAAUCUGCCAAAUUACCCAAGUUUCCGGUGUCUAGUGUACACUGUACAUACAGUGUAUACUAACAACAUACAAUAAACCAGAGUAUCUUUACACUAAUAUGUGUGUAUAGUAAACAAUACAAACUUUCAUCCUGGUAUUUACAAUUAUGAUAAAGUGAAGAGCAAAAAAGUUUGAUAUCCUCAGACUUGAAGCAUUAUUAACGAUUCGUCUGAAUCAUGUUGAACCGUCAUACUAAAUCUGAAGGCUAGACUAGAUCUUUCAAUUGCUCAAGGUCCCCAGGGAGUUGAUAAACCAUUCGGAGCUAUUCAGUGGAAAUAUGGACAUCAUGGAUUCUUGUUCAUUGUACAGUUGUUGAGCUAAACAAAGUGAACCAGUAUACGAAGUGUACUGCACAUUAUAAACAAUUAUGAGUUUGAAUAACAAUGCAUGUUAUCCUUAUGGCGCUCUAAUAGAGUGUAGAUGUGAUGCAAGAGGCAGAAUUUAUAG